AUGCUCAGCUUCAGCCUCAGCCGCAUCGUCGUUUCGGGCGUCAGUCUUGCAGCUUUGAUAGCGAUUGCAUUGGCCAUUUUACCGUCGUUUCUGGGUCUGGACUCUUUUUCGUUUUCGGAGCUGAAGCUAAAGCCAGAGCCGCAAAACACACAGACGCAGACUCAAACAGAGACGGCGACCAACAUCCUCGACGACACAAUGGCUUCACUGCGUCGGGCUGCUCCGCUGGUGUUUCCCGCCCUGGGUCGGCAUACGGCCACUGUGAUCUUCAUCCACGGACUGGGUGACAGUGGCAGUGGCUGGGCUGAUGCCGUGCAGUUGUGGCAGAGGAAGCACCGGCUGGACGAGGUCAAGUUUGUCCUGCCAAAUGCCCGCAUCAUGCCCAUCACAAUGAAUCAAGGCUACCCUAUGCCUGCUUGGUUUGAUGUCAAAACUCUCGGUGGCGCAUCCGGCAGAACCUUGGAUGCCAAAGCUCGCGAUGAGGAUGAGGCUGGUAUUCUCGAGUCUCGCGCCUACCUGUAUUCUCUCAUCCAGCAAGAGGUUUCAGAGGGCAUCUCAUCUGAACGCAUUGUGCUCGGUGGCUUUUCCCAAGGCGGUGCCAUGAGCAUCUUCUCUGGCUUGACGGCUCCCUUUAAGCUUGGUGGCAUUGUUGGCUUGUCUUCUUGGAUGCUUCUUCAUCACAAAUUCAAGGAGUUCAUCCCAGAGUCAAACCCGAACAAGGAAACCCCAAUCUUCAUGGGACAUGGAGACAGUGACCAGCUGGUUCUUUAUGAGUGGGGGUUGGCCACUGAGCAAAAGCUCAAGGAAUUUGGCUUUGACGUGAAGCUGGAAACAUAUGAGGGUAUGCAGCACUCUGCCUGCAUACAAGAGUUUGAUGACGUCGAGUCGUUUCUCGUAUCCAGACUCGCCUCAGACAAGGCUUAA
Molecule: messenger RNA, 924 nt
Organism: Trichoderma breve
Lineage: Eukaryota; Fungi; Ascomycota; Sordariomycetes; Hypocreales; Hypocreaceae
Product: phospholipase/Carboxylesterase domain-containing protein
Exons: 4
Coding region: 1-924 (307 amino acids)
Biological process (GO): protein depalmitoylation
Cellular component (GO): cytoplasm
Molecular function (GO): palmitoyl-(protein) hydrolase activity; carboxylic ester hydrolase activity
Source: RefSeq, a predicted model, not a curated record